UUGAAAGGCGUGUUGGGAGUGUGUUCAGUCUAUAGUUAGAGCAUCCAUGUGCGACACGGUCCACUGUGGUCCCGCGGAAAUACUUCUGUAAGCCACCAUUGACCCUGUAAAUGAAAACACAGAUUCAGGGGCUCCCAUUUGGAUUACUGGGGCACACAGAAGAUGGACAGUCGCUGACGCACAAAGUUUUCACACCAGUUGACUAAAACAUGCUCCAGCUCCAGCACGACAUUACCAGCAGCAAGAAACCUGCGUGUGGGAAUUAGGUGUUGUUCCUGCUGCUGUUGGUGUUGUUUGAUGCUGGACAUCCGACACCCAUGUGACAAAGUCUAUACUGUUAUCAUACUGUCAGUAUUAGGAGUGCCAAGUACAAGCGAUCUGGAGAGACUGACAGAUUAUGGUGUGAGAGAUCCGAUUCAUAUCAGUCCGUGCUGCAUUGAGGGAGAAACUAAAUAUGGAUAACUCAUGGGGGAAUUCAAUAGGAAUAAUGUGUGAAUUCUCAUGGAUGUAUUGCUUGUGCUAGAUGGGAUGACAUAGCCUCCAGAUGACAGUAUGUCUGAUGAGGGACAUAAUACAAACAUCAAGUCGGAGGCGGAGAGCUCCGAGUCCGGGGACGCCCUCAAAGAUGGUGAAAAUUCACAGAAAAUUCGCCGAGGUACCGGGGUGAGUCGUCCCCCAAGCAGUCACAUCACUCGCGUUGAUGAGGAGCCGACCACCUCCGACUCUAGCAGGGCCAAGUCGCAAUCGGUCGAGACUGUCGACCGUGGAGUAGGCCCCACACCCUUGCCUCCCCCCAAUGUAGAACCCCGGAUACCAUCCUACAUUGGAGCACUACCACCCUAUGUGGAUCCCCGGAAUGGACUAGUUGAUUCACCCUACGGAUACCCCUACAGUCACGUGCCAUACCCUAUAAAUGCACCCCUCCCCAUCAACGUGUCCACAUUGGAAGGAAGAUACCACUGGCCACCCGCAAGUCCAUAUCAUCAGCCUCUACCAGGGUUACAAGCGACCAGUCCUGCCCAAUCAGAUAUUUCAUUGCUUAGUAUGCGAAGUCACCUUAUGAACGGGGAAACAGUCACUCACCUGGCGUCUCGUAUACACUGGGAGCAGCUUCAACGCAACUUUUACCAGAGUCCUUUCUCAGGACGAAGAUUCAGCCCAGCUAGUCUACCUGGUCUACCUCUACCCGGCUCAGGGUCCUUCAGUGAAUACCCACCACCAUCGUUCAGCCAGCGGAGUUUUUUCUCAGAGAUCCCCCCAACCCCAGGAAGUGGGAGCAUCACACUUCCAGGAUCUCUAGAGAGUUCUCGUCUAACGAGUCCACGGCCUAGCAUCGGUGGGGCAAGGAAUCGGAAAAGAGCUUUAUCGCAAUCCCCGAUCUCUGACUAUCUAGACAUUCAGAGUUUAACUCGAAGUUCUGAAGGAUCCCUCCAACUGACUCCCUUCCUGCAUCACAAUUCACGGAGUUCCAGUGCUGCAAGUGGCUCCUAUGGCCAUCUCUCUGCAGCCUCCUUAGGGGCUGCUAGCCCUGCCCACCAAACGAUACCACAGAAUCCAUAUCUCCGCCAUGGGAGUCUACCUGGCUCCCCCUUCUUCUACCCCUCAGUGAUGCCUCCCAUGGUGGGGCGGGUCCCCCCUCAUGGACACACCAUCCUUCCCCCAUCAUCACAGUCACUCAUACCACCAUCCAAGUUUGACCCCCAGUCUCAGAUCUCGACGACAGCAGCUCGCGAUGCCGGCAGCAGCGUUGUCAGCAGCACCAUGGAUCCGUCCUCCGAGGCACGCAAGUCCAAGAUCAAGAAGGAGGUGGAGUACCAUGAAGAUAUUUGUGAUGAAGAAGACGACCGUCGAGAAGGCCUUCACAAAGAUGGACAUAUACCUCAAGAAGGAGAACCAGAUUUUAUUGAGACACACUGCCACUGGGUAGAUUGUUCUCGGGAAUUUGAAACUCAGGAUGAACUUGUUAAGCAUAUCAAUCAGGAUCACAUCCAGGCCAACAAGAAGUCGUUUGUGUGCAGAUGGAAGGAGUGUUCCAGGGAGGAGAAGCCCUUCAAGGCCCAGUACAUGUUGGUUGUGCAUAUGCGACGACACACAGGAGAGAAACCACACAAGUGUACGUUUGAAGGUUGUUCGAAGGCAUAUUCACGACUUGAAAACCUUAAAACACAUCUUCGGUCUCAUACGGGUGAGAAGCCCUACAUGUGCGAGUUCCCAGGGUGCACCAAGGCUUUCAGUAACGCAUCCGACAGGGCCAAGCAUCAAAACCGAACCCACUCCAAUGCUAAACCGUAUGUAUGUAAGGCAGCAGGCUGUACCAAACGCUACACUGACCCCAGCUCCUUGAGGAAGCACGUGAAGACCGUCCACGGCCCAGAGUUCUAUGCAAACAAGAAACAUAAAGGAAAUGAUCAGAUCACCGGUUGCAACCCCAAGAAAGAAGAACCCGAUGACGACAAGAAAGAUGACGACCAGUGUAAGAAGAUGGAGGAGUGUCUCAUGGUAACUUCAUUACAGACGUCAGCUCCAGGAGAACGAAGAAAGUCACAGGAUAAUGUGGGAUCAUCCGUGUCUCAAAACAACCCAUCACCCCAGAGCAGUCCUGAAGUCAACGUGACCAACAACAUCCAGCCCGACACUAUCGAGGAGCAUCUGAGUGGAGGAACGCACAUCACCUCAUCUGGAGGGAACCCUGGGAGCAUCUCACUGGAGGAGGAGGAGGUCGACAUCCCGGAACCCGACGAGGCUGAGGUACCUGGUGGGUCCGAGUCACUGCUGGUACGUCGCAACCAGAUCAAUUCUGGCCAGGUGAUGCAGAACCGAAUGAAAGGCCGAAUCAACAACAAAAGCAACUCUCUGUCAGUCUACUCCCAGCUGCCUCCAAUAAGUCCCAAUGGUCGGCGCUGCAACAACAGUUCAAACGACUUAAAUGUCAAGAUGACUCAGAUUAAAACAAGUCCACCUCAUAAACGUAUUGCUGAUCUCGCAGGUCGCACAGAGCUGCAGACGCAGAUGAUCUAUGGUGGUGGUCGCCGUGACAGCAACACCAGCACCCUCAGUUCCUACAUGAGCAGCAUGAGGUCGGACACCAGCCCCUACCCCUUCGGUAGUCAGUUCUCCAGUCGGAGGUCCAGUGAAACGUCGCAGCUCUCAUCCAACCGGUUCAGCAUCGCCAACUCUCCGUACGAGUACGACAUCUCAGGAAAUCUGCCCCAUCAUGCCUCCAGGAGGUCGAGUGAGAGUAGUAAUAUUGGUAAUGUUGCCAACAUGAUGCAGAAAGCCCAUCUAGGGAGCCAUCCCAACUUAGUUGUGCAGUCACAACAGAUGCCCAUCCGAAGUCCUGCCAACAAGUACUGCAAUGAGAAUAUUGCAAGGUUCUUCGCCGCACGGCGGGAGAUGGAAGGUGCACGGACCAGCACGCCAUGUCGCACGCCACUGCCUCACGAAAUUCCCAACAGGGAGAUCAGGAGAGCCAGUGACCCUGUGCGGACUGUCGAUCACAAUUUCCGUGACCUGAAGCGGCUUCAGCGCUACCACAGUUUGAAUGUUAUGAAGGUUCUUCCAGUUCCGCCCAGUAUGAAAAGUCUGCAAGGAAAGUGUGGGUCAAACAACACGUUCCACUCUUCCAGAAGCAGCAUCGCUACUGACUACAGUGUCGCUGAGGAUGCAGAGUAUGGGUCUCCCGGAAACAACAUGGAGACGUACAAUGAGCAGUCACUGGAAGAGAAGAUGCUGGAGGAUAAUGAGGAUAUGAUAAUCCCCGACGACAUGCAACGGUUCCUGAACGAACGCUAUGCAGGGUAUGACCCUCAUCCGCCAGACAUGGAGCAACGGAUGCAAGGGAACUUUCCGUCUCAAAACCACAGUCCCAAUAACCAAUACUCAAAUCAGCAACCCUCGGUGCCACAUCCCUAUAGCAACAAUAUGCAAAUGCAGUCUGGUUUCUAUGACAAUCAGGGUAUGAACUCUAACAUGAUGUGUGGGAAUAAUGGUCAGCAGUUCAACAAUGGUGGCCAGUGUGGCCCUGGCAUGAUGCCAAACAUGCAGCAGGGGUGGAACCAGGGUCAGAACUUCAAUAACGAGAUGCAGAAUAUGCAAAUGAGAAAUAUGCAAAUGCAACAUUCUCCUGGAAGUCAGUUAUCGCCUCAGGCGAUGCAGAUGCAAGGCAUGAGCCAGCAGAACAUGCAACAGGGAAAUAUGCCACAAGGGGGGAUGACCACAAUUCCUGAAAAUGUUCCGCAGCAAGGAAGAAUGGGUAAUAAUGGUCAAGGAAACAAUAUGAACCAAUGGCCUGUUAUGAUGAACCAAGGUCAAGGUCAGAAUCAAGGUCAAGGCAGCAUGCUGCCACCUCAGUCUCCACAGAUGUUUGCACCCACACCUCCGAACAUGCCCAAAAUGCAGAUGCAGAAUGGGAUUCAGAUGCAGAUGAACAUGCGCCAGAAGCCGGAACGAGCCAGACCGCAGGUGCAGGUUCCUCUUAUUAGCCAAUCACAGAUACCACCAAAUGCCAAGACAGCUUCACGGCUGCUGAGACAGCAACAGCUGAUGCAGCAGCAGCAGCAGCAGAACGGCGCUGGCAUUUUCAACAAUCUGCAGAUGCAGAUGCAGCAGGGACCGAUGCAGCAGAUGCAGAACAUGCAAGGGAUGCAGCAGAGCUUCCACCAACAGAAGAUGUACCCUGGGGACAACAUGGGCAACGGCAUGAACACCAACAUGAACGGCAACAUGACACCCAACGUAGUGAACAGCAUGCCACCCCCACCUGCUCCCCAACCACUACCACCAACACAGCAACCAUUUCCCCAACAACCUGUACCACCCAUGUUUCCCCAUCCCCCCAGCAGUAACACCCCCUCGGGUACCCCCCAGAACAACCGGCCCAGCUGCCAGAUCCAACAGCCACACGGCCCCUUCCCCAACCAGCUUGAAAUGUCGCCAGGGUGCAACCAGGUGACGAGCAGCACCGACCCCGCCGAGACCACGGCGCCACCGAUUGAAGAUUUCAUGGACAACUUAACAUCAAUAUCAACUGAAAAUCUCAUAGACAAUAUAAGCUCAAUAUCACAAGAAAAUAUAUUCAGUCCAACAGCAGCCUCGAACCGGUCAGCGUCUCAGAAUUCCUCUCGGUUGAAUCCAGUGCUCAAUAUGAAUAACAUGGCGGUAAAUGAUAUGAGCUCUGUCUUGACCACACUAGCAGAGGAGAACAAGUAUUUGAAUAUGAAGUAACAGAGACUAGAGUGAUGUAGACUUGGAUGUUGGUGCACAUAUGGAACAUUGUGAAAUGUUAUAUGUUUUUCCUUUUUAUCUUGCAUUUAUUGUGGCAUUAUGGGUGCUAGUGCUUAUGGUGCAGCAAGGAGUCGGCCUAGAAGGCAUCUUGCUGGACACAUUGCAACAUUGUUGUGAGUGUGACUUUCAGUGACUUGUGUAUGAGACAGCUUGUUCAACAUGCAGUGGUGGAAUACAGUGUUAAUGUAGAAUCAUAUAUCAUUGUCAGUGGACAUAUUAUGGGUGACAUGAAUCGUGUACAUUUCCCUCAGGUAAGGUUUUGGAUGAUUCACGAUCAGGUGACUAAGAUCUUUGGCAAUUGAUGCUGUAGCGUUUAAAUUAAACAAUAAUUUCGAGUUAUCAACCUUUUUUUCUGUGUGGGGUAUAAUAGCAUGGGGCUGUACGUCAACCCUUAUACUGACUUAUAAUGACUUCCAAGACCUGAAUGACAUGCUCUGGAGAAAAGAUUACCCCCAUAUCUUUUAAUACUGAUCUGAAUACAUACAGCAAAUAAUGCAAAAUAAAUAUGAGAUUAAUUGGUAUUUGUUGAAUGAUAAUGUUGGUUGUCUCAGUUAAAUUCCAACAAUACUUUUGAAGUAUUCUUUAAUACCAUAACAGUUUUGGUGAUAUUGUUAUAUCUGUAGAUAUACACAGGCAGGGUUUUAAUGCAAUCGUUACUCAUCUUUGGUGGGUCAUCAUCUCUCCAGACCCCAUACAGCAUAAUAGGUAUGAUAUUUGUCCAUUUUAACAUGAAUAUAUUCUAAAUAUAUUCGUUCAGACUGCAUGCCAAAAGAUUGGUUUUGAUCUUAAUGGCAAGUGCUUGUGGUAGAAGUUAAACAUCAUUGUGAUAAGGAAUUAUUCAUAUCCAUGUAUACUUUCUUUAUUUUUCUCAUUUCAAAGCAUAAUAAGCAAGGUUUUAGUUGUUCUGUUUUUGUAUGCAUUGUUUGAAAUAUUUAGAGGUAAACACUUUGAGACCUACAUCUCUAAAUUAGGAGACAUUUCAUUACAGUUUUCUGUAAUAUCUCUGUUUUGUUUUGAUAUGAUUUCAUGUCAGAAAGUACAGUUGAUUGUUUUUAUAACUAUCAUUGUUUUUAGAGGAAAGAGUGGCAUGAUCAACGUUCCAUAUCGUCCUGAAGUGCUGAUCUCCGUAAUAUUUGCAUAAUUAGUUAAGAGGAGAAUUUUACUUUACUGCAGAGAUCAGUAUGAGCUUGAAGUGCUUAGCAAUGCAUUCCGUUAACUGAAAUUAACCAUCAACCAUCACGGAACAUUUAAGAAGUUUCUCUAGAACGUUAUCACAGAAAACACCUCAUAAUAAUUCUAAGGUGAACAAAUACAUGUUACCACUGUGAAAAGAACAUUGUUUUGAGGUAAAAUCAAGUGCUUAUGAAUAGUUUUCUGAAUGUUGUUUUGUUUUAGAGUAUGCUUGUUUGUACAGAUUUGUCCAUAUCAUGUUUAAGAAUGUAUACAUCUUUUUUAAGAAAAAGUAUUUGCAAAUUUUAUUAUGAAGAUUUUGAUAUUUUAUAGCAUCAUUGUGGUACUGAAACAAAGUUUUUGUGAAGAAUUGAGGUAUUGUUCUCUCAAAAUGAAGUGACAGAUUUGACCCACAAGGCUGCUGAAUGUUUGCCAUAUAGUUGUGCUGAUCUUCAGAUUAGCAAAAUAGAAGUUUAAGGAAUGAAAUAUUAUUGACAUCAGGCAUUUUUUAUGAAUUUCACUAUUAUUUGAGUGAAAUAUUUUCCUCACUAAAGAAAAAGAAAUAAAAUUUUAAGUAGUACUGUCCAAAAUAAUGUUUUGUGACUGGCAGGUUGCCUAAUAGUCCAAGGGAGGCAAUUCUGUUUCUGUUAGUGAAUUACCUCCCUUUGGUCUUUUAACGUUAGAUCAACAAUUUUCAUAUGAAACAGCUGUUACAUAAUUAGUAACAUGUUUCACUUAUCUUGUGUUUUUCAUGAGAAAUCCAUUAAUUUGAAGUCUGUCUCAGUUUGAAAAUUCAGCCAAGAAGUAUGAGGUUGUAAACAGUGAAACAUUUCACAACUUGGUAGUGUCGGAAAUAAGGAAGACAUUUCAGUAUUUGUUUUAUAUAGGAUUAAAUAAAGGCGUCAUAUGUAUUCAAAAUCAUUUUUCAUUCUAGAAUGUAAGAUCCUGUGGUUCUCAUCUAGGCAAACUGGAUGCAAUUAUUUGGCACCUUUCCGACACUACUUUCACAUAUUGUCAAAUGUUUUACAUACACGUGAAUAAAGGUAUAUAUGUAUUUUUGUCACAAAGGCAACUUGCUCUGCACAUAGAUGCCUGCAGUUUGUGAGACAAACAAAAACAUGGCUAGAUCAGCCCCUUCUGCUGCGAGAUUAACAUUUUCCCACAGUACCUAACAGUAAAGUAAAGAGGGAUUGCCCAAAAAUAUAAAAAAAGUGGAAAAGAAGUAAUUCAGGAACUAAGCAAUAAAAAUAUGUCUUUGUUUUAUCAAACAGAUGCCUAAGAAUGAUUUUUGUAUAUAUGUCAAAAUGAUCAGUGUACUUAAAAGAUGGCACAGUUCCCAUGCUGCUCAGAAUAUGUAAAGGAAAUACCUAAUUUUUCUCUUUAUCUUUCACAUACUUGUUAUGAAUUAGCUGAAAUAUGAUCAGCCAUGGAGACCAUCAGCGCAGCUGUCUGUACUCAACAAUAACACUUGUUAUAUGGAUGUACAUUGCUGCAAUGACAGUGAUUGGCAAUUUGGGUAUCUGAUAUAUUCGUCUUCACUGACUCUCCAUAGAAGUACUGAUUUGGUCCAUUGUACUAGGGAAGUAAUAUGUUAUAUUAUAAUGAUUAGGUACAAUUUAUGAAGAAAACCCAUUAUAACAAUAAUUUCUUCUGCUGAAAAGAUAUUUGUCUCAAAGUGAUGAUCUUAUUAAUUUUACUCACUGUACAAUGUUGAUUAUUCUGACCGCAAUUGAGUUACCUUUGAAUUUCAUCACAUAUCCUUGUGCUCUGAAAUCUGUAAAUAUUCUAUCCGGUGUUUUGGUAAGAGGGGAUGAUCUGCUAGCUAUAACUGCAUGUUUGGUUGCCAUAAUCAUAGAGGACUGACUGGAAAAUGAUGCAUUUGAGUUGUCUCCCUUAACUGACAGAAUCAGAUCAUUAAAAGGCUGAACUCAGGAAUUUGGGUAAAGUGAAUGUACAGAUCUCAAUUGCUAUAAAUGUGUUCAAUGCAAAUAAGUGCUAUUAAUAUAAAACAGUGGAUGAAUAUGUCCUGUUUUAGACCUUGCUUAACCCACAGCAUAAUUGAGAUUGUGUUGAAUACUUCUGUAUCAACAGAAAGCGUAUAGAUUCAAACCAAACUAUCCUUGAAGGGAGAUAACUCCGCUUACGUUACAUACUCAUGAAUGUCCAUAUAGAGUGGACACAUUGCCCUCAUCACAUUGUUGUUGAACAACUAUGCAUAAUAUAAUAGAAGCAUACUACAUAUAUCAUUGAUGUCGGACAUAGAAGAGAGAGUAUGUGUAGCACGGUAGUGACGUCAUGCCAUGUUGGAAAUAUAUUUCAUACUCUGUGCAUUGUACAUUUUGUAUGAUACACCUAUUUUUCUAACCCCUAGAAUCAAGCCACAUCUGGUGCCUGUAACUCAUGUCAUUUUUUGUAGACAGUGAUAGGAUGUAAAUAAAAAAGUGCUUGUUAAACAAGA
Messenger RNA from Haliotis rubra (blacklip abalone), 8911 nucleotides. RefSeq names its product zinc finger protein GLI4-like. Lineage: Eukaryota; Metazoa; Mollusca; Gastropoda; Lepetellida; Haliotidae. Gene Ontology annotation, biological process: regulation of transcription by RNA polymerase II. Gene Ontology annotation, cellular component: nucleus. The transcript has 18 exons. Bases 553 to 5223 code for a protein of 1556 amino acids. The record is from RefSeq and is a predicted model, not a curated record. Gene Ontology annotation, molecular function: DNA-binding transcription factor activity, RNA polymerase II-specific; RNA polymerase II cis-regulatory region sequence-specific DNA binding.